Molecule: messenger RNA, 180 nt
Organism: Clunio marinus
Lineage: Eukaryota; Metazoa; Arthropoda; Insecta; Diptera; Chironomidae
Source: the annotation of a GenBank genome assembly
AUGAGAACAUUAAUAAGGAUCGAUAAGAACAUCCACUGUAGCAAGCGCGUUCUUUCAAUUUCCCAGAACCGGAUUUGCCGAUUUGUAGAUAUUUUUGUUUUGUUGCAAAACAAUAAAGGAAACGAAUUACAAUUUGUGGUCAUUCUUGACGAGAUGUUGUCUACCAAUGAUGAUAAGUGA